Nomia melanderi (Alkali bee) is the source of this 14981-nucleotide messenger RNA. RefSeq names its product neurofibromin 1 (gene Nf1). NCBI's taxonomy places the organism in Eukaryota, Metazoa, Arthropoda, Insecta, Hymenoptera, Halictidae. Gene Ontology annotation, biological process: regulation of GTPase activity. The record is from RefSeq and is a predicted model, not a curated record.
UCGCGGCGCUCUCUCGGCUGGCAGUCGACGUUCGUAAAUGGCGACAUACCGAUGUCGAAUGUUCGCAGCGAAUUGGUGAAUCGUCGUACGUGAUGACGGCUCGUCACUGAACCUCGGACGGCGAUGGGCACGCAAAAGCCGAAAGAAUGGGCGAAUUUGCUGAUCACACGUUUCGAGGAACAGUUGCCGUGUCGCAGUGGCCCACAAACCACCGACUCUCGUAUGAACGAGGAAAGAAACAAAAAAUGCUUGAUACAGAUCUCUCGCUAUCGUUUCUCUCUUGUAAUAUCGAGUCUUACUAAGAUACUCCAAAAUGUUAAUGAAAUGGUACCAUGUGUUGGAGGUCAACGUAUUUUCCAUAGUACAGACCAAGAUCGGCAUUGUUAUGAAUCUAUCAUCAUUGUUUUGGACACUUUGGAAAAGUGUCUUGCAAAUCAACCAAAAGACACUGUCAAAUAUGAUGAGGCUAUGAAUGUAAAGUUUCUGCUUAGAGAAAUAUGCCAAUUUAUAGAUAUACCAAAUGAUAGCCCCCAACAUACUCAUUUAAAAAAUUUGGCAAGCAAAGUGUUGUUUGCAUUGAGCUUAAACUUUUUCAAUGCUGUAUUCAACAGAAUAUCAGCUAGACUUCAGGAACUAGCAAAGUGUGGAGAUGAAAAUGCUGAUUACAGUGAUAUCGAAUUAAUUCAGCAUAUUAAUGUGGAUGUUUAUAGACUAAUAAAACUUUUAAAUGAGACUAUCCAAAAAUUUAAACUGCUUAAGAAAUCAGCACAUAUAGUUCUUAUGAAUUCAUUGGAAAAAGCAAUCUGGAAUUGGAUGGACACGUACCCACAUGAAUUUACUGAUAUCCAAAAAAAGCCUAACGAGGAGCUUGGAAAAGCUUGUGAAGAACUAUUUGACAUUCUUGACACAUUUGCAGACAAUAAAAAAGGAAGAACUGCAGCUGUUUGGCCUUUACAAAUUAUGCUCCUGAUACUUUCACCAAAAGUCUUGGAAGAAAUAGUUAAUGCUGAUUCUGGUUCCCCUUGUUCGGCAAAGCAUCUAAAGAAAAAACAAUUCAUUGACAGUGUUAAACGAGGUCUAGGAAUGCAUGGUAGCUCUAGCAGACAACUAGUAGAAGCUGCAGCAGUCACCUGUAUUAAACUUUGUAAAGCAUCAACAUACAUAAACAAUCUAGAUUCGAACAACGUCAUCUUCACGCUUGUUCAACAUGUAAUGAAUGAUUUAAUGGCACUACUUUUUAGUCCAGGAAAGCUAUUCUCUCGUGGUCAAAGCUACGUUGCCCAAGACAUCGACCUAAUGAUAGACUGUUUUGUUAGCUGUUUUCGCAUUGAACCUCACAACAACGAAGUACUUAAAGUCUGCUUGAACCUGAAUUUUCCAUCGACAUACCAGUUUGUCUUGGUUAGCUCAUUAUACAAAAUUAUAACUCAACCAAGACUGCCGUGGUGGCCUCAAAUAGAUCUUCUGUAUUCAUGUAGUACAGAACUUAGGAAUAUGUUUACCGAUGUUUUAAAUAAAGUGACACAGAGUUACAUAUCACACACACCAUUGCGAAUGAUUCAAAGUUUAACGCUCAAAAGUAAAGAACAGAAUAAGUAUAGAGACCGUGGAGAAGAAAUAUUCAGUUACAGAAAUUUAUUAUCAUGGAUGGUAAAGCUUAUUCAUGCUGACCCUAUGUUAUUGCUGAAUAACCAAGGGAAAGCUGGUCACGAAAUACAAAGUUCCACAUUAGAAUUAAUUAAUGGUUUAGUUUCUUUGGUUCAUCAACCGACUAUGCUGGAUAUAGGAUACGAAGCAAUGGAAGCAUUAUUAGUAUUACAUCAUCCAGAUAAAAUAAAAGCAUGGAAUCCAGAAGCUCCAAUUAAUACAUUUUGGGAUGUUAGUUCACAAGUUCUGUUCUCGAUUUGUCAAAAAUUGAUUCAACAUCAAAUUGUUAAUUACACUUGUAUACUAAAAUGGCUUAGAGAAAUACUGAUUUGUAGAAACACUUUUCUAGCACAGCACAAGGAUUACGCGAAUGUGGGUAGUCAGAUUGCUAUCUGUAAGCAAGCACAUAUUAAACUGGAGGUUGUACUUUUCAUGUAUUUGUGGAGUACAAAUAUGGAAGCGGUUUUGGUAUCAAUGUCUUGUUUUGCAUUGCUGUGCGAGGAAGCGGAAAUACGUUGCGGUAGCGAUGAAGUAGCCGUAACUUGUUUACUUCCUAACUAUCAUUUGUAUCUUGAAUUGGCACAAGCUUCUACUGUGUUAAUCACUGCCAGCGGGGAAAGUAAAAUAUGUUAUCACGAUCAUAAUCAUGGACGAGCUGCUUUACAGAAAAGAAUUAUGGCCUUAUUGAGGAAGAUAGAACAUUGUGUAAACGGUGUACAACCCGCUUGGGAAGAAACAUUUAGAAAUUGGGAGAUAACAUCUCGACAGUUAGUGAAUUAUCCUAAAUCUAAACUGGAAGAUGGUCAAAUGGAAUUUCACCGAAAUGCAGGAAAGCGUAGAGCAUCGCAUCAAAAUUCGGAACACGAAUUAGAGGAACAAAUUAACGAGUGGGCAAAUAUGACGGGAGUUCUCUGUGCUUUAGGCGGAGUGUGUUUACAAAAACGUUCCACGAAUAGGCCAUUAUCUGGGAUACCGCUAAAUCCGGAACUAAAAAAAUGUUCCGCAAAACAGGAACAUUGUUUAUCAAAUUCAAGCCAAGAAGUUCAAUAUUGCACGCAGUUUGUUUUUAAUUUGUUGCGUUUGCUAAUUUGUAACAAUGAAAAGUUUGGCAAUCAAAUUCAGAAACAUGUGAAGGAACUGGUUGGUCAUGAAAUGAGUCCUGCGUUGUAUCCAAUACUUUUUGAUCAGAUCAAAAGCCUAGUUGAGAAAUUCUUUAAUCAAGAUGGACAAGUUGUAGUAACGGACGUUAAUACGCAGUUUAUCGAACACAUCAUUUUUAUCAUGAAAAAUAUAUUGGAUUCAAAGACAGAACAACCUUCUGAGUACCUUGGAAUGACCAGCAUAGAGGGAAUGAUGUUAGCAAUCGUCAGAUAUGUUAGACAUUUGGACAUGACUGUACAUUCUAUACAUAUUAAAACAAAAUUAUGUCAACUUGUCGAAGCAAUGAUGAAAAGACGAGACGAUUUAGCAUUUCGACAAGAAAUGAAGUUCAGAAAUAAACUUGUGGAAUAUUUAACCGAUUGGGUAAUGGGCGCUACCCAUCAAAUUACCCCAUCAAGCAGUGGAGACUUAACUGUUUACACUAGUUCACUUUCUAGAGAUUUGGAUCAAGCUUGUAUGGAAGCAGUUGGAGCAUUGUUGCGAGGUCUUCCUCUACAACCGGAAGAAUCUGAUCGCGGUGACCUGAUGGAAGCAAAAUCCCAAUUAUUUUCAAAGUAUUUUACUCUGUUCAUGAACUUAUUCAACGACUGUAAUGAAGCUGCUGCAGAAGAAAAGGAGCUUUCAUCUCAACAACCACGUGUAAGCAGUGGCAAAUUGUCUACGUUGCGGAACGCGACCAUACAAGCAAUGAGCAAUCUUCUUAGCGCGAAUAUUGAUAGCGGUUUGAUGCAUUCAUUAAGUUUGGGUUACAAUCCUGAUUUGCAAACACGAACAGCGUUCAUGGAAAUUCUCACUAAGAUUCUUCAGCAAGGAACAGAGUUCGACACAUUAGCGGAAACAGUAUUAGCCGACAGAUUUGAACAGUUGGUUCAACUUGUCACAAUGAUCAGCGAUAAAGGAGAAUUGCCUAUCGCGAUGGCUUUAGCUAAUGUUGUGACAACGAAUCAAAUGGAUGAGCUGGCUCGAGUAUUUGUGACAUUGUUCGACGCGAAACAUUUAUUGUCGCCGCUUUUAUGGAAUAUGUUCUACCGUGAAGUCGAAGUCUCCGAUUGUAUGCAAACGUUAUUUCGGGGAAACAGUCUCGGUAGCAAAAUUAUGGCGUUCUGUUUUAAAAUUUACGGCGCCAGUUACCUGCAAAACUUAUUGGAACCAUUGAUUACACCGCUAUUAGACGAUACAACAACUGGCUUUGAAGUCGAUAGCGCGAGAAUGGAUACCACCGAAGAUAUAGAAGAAAAUGGGCGUAAUCUGAUAGCGUUAACGCAGAAAGUGUUCGACGCUAUAGUGUCUUCAGCUAAUCGAUUUCCACCGCAAUUGCGGUCUAUGUGCCAUUGCCUCUAUCAAGUGCUAAGCAAAAGAUUUCCUCAAUGCCCGCAAAAUAAUAUCGGUGCUGUAGGGACAGUAAUAUUUUUGCGUUUCAUUAACCCAGCUAUUGUAUCACCUCAAGAAAUGGGUAUUGUAAAUCAACCUGUACCACCUCAAGUAAAAAGAGGCCUGAUGCUGAUGUCUAAAAUACUUCAAAACAUUGCGAAUCACGUGGAAUUCAGCAAAGAACAGCACAUGCUACCCUUCAAUGACUUUUUGCGAGCACAUUUUGAAAUUGGCAGAAGAUUUUUUAUUCAGAUAGCUUCGGAUUGUGAGACGGUCGAUCAGGCUAGUCAUCCAAUGUCGUUUGUAUCGGAUGCUAAUGUUCUAGCACUGCACAGAUUGCUUUGGAAUCAUCAAGAAAGAAUUGGUGACUACCUUAGCAGUAGUCGAGAUCAUAAGGCAGUUGGAAGAAGACCUUUUGACAAAAUGGCCACGUUAUUGGCAUACCUCGGACCUCCCGAACAUAAGCCCGUAGAUUCACAUCUGGUAUUCUCCUCAUCGUACGCUCGAUGGUCAAGCAUCGACAUGUCCUCAACUAAUUUCGAAGAAAUUAUGGUGAAGCACAACGUGCACGAAAAAGAAGAAUUCAAGAGCAUCAAGAAUCUAAACAUCUUUUACCAAGCAGGAACUAGCAAGCAAGGAUAUCCUAUAUUCUACUACAUAGCUAGACGUUAUAAAACGUGUCUCGGCGACACGCAUGACGAGCUGCUGAUAUAUCACGUUAUCCUCACUCUAAAACCGUUCUGGCAUGCCCCGUACGAAUUGGUUGUCGACUUCACGCACACGUGUUCAGAUAAUCGGUUUAGAACCGACUUUCUGCAAAAGUGGAUGUACAUGUUACCGAAAACCGCCUACGACAAGAUUCACGCCGCCUACAUUUACAACUGCAAUAGCUGGGUUAGAGAGUACACGAAAUUUCAUGACAGAAUCCUGGCACCAUUGAAGAACAACAAAAAAGUGAUCUUCCUCGAUGGGCCUAGUCGUUUGAACGACAUGAUCGACGUUGACCAACAAAAACUGCCUGGUGCUACGCUCUCUCUUGAUGAGGAUCUAAAGGUCUUCAACAGCGCUUUGAAACUCUCUCACAAGGAAACCAAGGUAUCCGUGAAAGUUGGACCAACCGCUAUACAAAUAACAUCUGCGGAACGAUGUAAAGUGCUGUCACACUCCGUUCUCCUAAAUGAUGUUUAUUAUGCAUCGGAAAUUGAAAAAGUCUGCUUACUAGACGACAAUCAGUUCACGUUGACUAUCUCGAAUGAAACUGGCCCAUUAUCUUUCAUCCACAACGAUCGCGACAGCAUAGUUCAGGCUAUAAUUCACAUAAGGAAUCGGUGGGAAUUGUCACAACCCGAAUCUGUGUCCGUUCACCCAAAAAUCAGGCCUAAACACGUACCUGGGACUUUGUUGAACAUGGCUUUAUUGAACCUCGGUAGCUCAGACCCUAAUCUGAGAACAGCGGCAUACAAUCAGCUGUGUGCUCUGACUGCGACGUUCGAUUUAAAAAUAGAAGGACAAUUAUUGGAGACGUCUGGACUUUGCAUACCAUCGAACAACACGAUAUUUAUCAAGCACCUCAGCGAAACUUUGGCUACCAAGGAUCCACAUCUUACCCUGGAGUUUCUAGAAGAGUGUAUCCAAGGAUUCAUAUUAUCGAGCAUCGAACUGAAACAUCUGUGUCUGGAGUACAUGACACCGUGGUUAAAUAACCUCGUGCGGUUUUACAAGCCCAACGAUGGAGGAGGAAAACGUCAGAAGCAAGUUACAAAGAUUUUAGAAAAGUUGAUCACGUUAACCAUUGAGGAAGUGGAGAUGUAUCCAAGUAUACAAGCCAAGAUUUGGAGCACGAUUGGAAAAUUGCCAGAUUUGAUAGACACUGUCCUGGAUAAUUUCAUUCAACGCAGUGUCAGUUUCGGUGUUGAGUCACCGACAGUUGAAAUUAUGGCUGAUACAGCGGUAGCUCUAGCGUCCGGGAAUGUUCAGUUGGUAGCGAAGAAAGUGAUAGGGAGACUUUGUCGAGUUGUAGAUAAGACGUGUAUCUCUCCGACUCCUCUGUUAGAGCAACACACAAGCUGGGAUGAUAUCGCGAUUCUGGCGAGAUAUUUACUGAUGUUGUCUUUCAAUAACUGCCUGGAUGUGGGGAAACAUCUGCCGUAUUUGUUUCACAUGGUGACGUUUCUCGUUUGCUCCGGGAGCCUGAGCAUGCGGGCGUCCACUCACGGGUUGGUCAUCAACAGCAUUCACUCUCUUUGCACCUGUAGUUCUCCUUCUUUUUCAGAGGACACUCACAGAAUACUGCGAAUGAGCCUGGACGAGUUCUCCCUUCCGAAGUUUUAUUUACUGUUCGGUAUUAGCAAAGUGAAAUCUGCUGCGGGUACAGCAUUCAGAUCUAGUUAUAGACACUCGAGCGAGAAGUGGCUUGGCAACGAGCGCAGUAUCGCCAGCGUGCACGACAAAGAGAGGCUCUCGUUGACUAGCUUAGAGAUUAUCACGGACGCCCUCCUUGAAAUAAUGGAGGCUUGUAUGCGAGACAUUCCACAGUGCGACUGGUUGAAAACUUGGUCCUCUUUGGCGAGGAAUUUCGCUUUCUGCUUUAAUCCAGCUCUUCAGCCGAGAGCCCUGAUCGUUUUCGGAUGCAUUAGCAAGAGUAUAACCGAUCAAGAUGUGAAACAGUUGCUGAAGAUACUGGUGAAAGCGUUGGAAAGUUUUAACGAUAUCACCUUGCUUGAAGCAAUUAUCAUGUGCCUCACUCGGUUACAGCCGUUACUGAGAACAGAAUCACCAAUACAUCGAUAUUUAUUUUGGGUCGCAACAUCGGUUCUUCAGUUGGACGAAGCAUCUUUGUAUGCAUGUGGUUUAGCACUUUUGGAACAGAAUUUGCAUACUUUAGAAUCUCAAGGAACUUUCGACGAUAAGACCCUGGAGCACGUUAUGAUGUCAACUCGCGAACCGUUAGAAUGGCACUUCAAACAAUUGGACCAGGCCGUGGGACUGUCUUUUAAGUCCAAUUUCCAUUUUGCGUUGGUUGGACAUCUCUUGAAAGGAUAUAGACACCCUACACCGACUACUGUGACGAGAACAGCUAGAGUAUUCACUAUGUUACUAGGUAUCGUAGCGAAACCAUUCAGAAGGGACAAGUUUGAAGUAACGCCAGACAGCGUAGCUUAUUUGGCUGCUUUGGUAUCCGUAUCCGAAGAAGUGAGAAGUAGAUGCCAUAUUAGACAUUCAGUUACCAAAAAUGCAGAAUCUGGUAGUACAGAUUGUCUUGAUAAUUUACUUCCUCAUAAUACAUUACAUGUUCAUAAACAGGACACGUCAAGUGCAACGUCUAGCAAUCCUACAAAUCGCCGACAAAAAUCAUGGGAUUUACUGGAUCAAUCCGCACUUACCCAAGCUAGACAACAGAAACAAUAUUCAACGCAUCAGACUGGACGGAUUUUAUUUAAAACGCAGCGAUCGUUUUCUGUACCGACUGCAAAGGAAACAAAAUCCACUGAGGAAACGGAACCAAAGAAUCGAAGUGCCAGAGUAAGUGUCAGCAACGAAAACAAUGUAUUAUUGGAUCCAGAAGUGCUGACAGACUUUACAACUCAAUCUUUAGUUUUAACUGUUUUGGUUACGUUGGUAAAAAAUUCUACAGAUGAAAGUGAGCAACGAUUUCUUUAUGAAUAUCUUGCUGAAGCAUCUGUGGUAUUUCCAAAGGUAUUUCCAGUAAUUCACAAUCUACUCGAUGCAGAAAUUAAUAGUGUUUUGUCUUCCUGUCACGAUCAAGGCAUACUAAAUUCUGUGCAAGCAAUUAUACAAAAUAUGAUUGCGUGUGAAGACACAACUCAGCAGCAGUUACAUUAUUUACAAAGUUGUGGAUUCGGAGGAUUGUGGAGAUUUGCAGGUCCAUAUACAAAUUCUAAUUGCACAGCCCAAAAUGCUCAGUUAUUCGUGAAUUGUUUACAAGCAAUGAUAAAGACAUGUUUGCCAGUUGAUGAAACCAAAGGAUCGAACAGUAACGAAGUUCCAACGGAAAAAAGUAAACGAACAGAUACCCAAGUUUCAGAGGUCACAGCGAAAUGCAAAAGUUCUAAACUAACUAACAGAGCCAACGCGCGUACAUUUUCAGAAAGAACGGAUGACAUUUCUCGAAGUACUACAACUGUUGUUCACAGAGAUCGCAGUACAGAAAGUAGAGGAGAUACAUCACUGGAUUCUACGAAUCAAGGAGGAAACGCUAGUAGUAGUAGCAGUUCACAACCUUAGCGCUUACUGUGUGAACUGAAAAAACAGUGCUGUAAACAUGGGCGAAAAGGGCAAGUUAGUCGGAAAUUGCAACGACAACUAAGGAACGCAAACAUUUUGGCUCCGUGUUAUUGCUGCAACAUGUCAAAUCAGUUUAAUCCAAUGCCGUCCACCUCACGUUAAUGAACCCACUGGAAUGGAAUCCAAUACGCAUUACUCGUCGGUAGACUCUUCUUUUAUUCGUUAGCGGUACAAAUAUUAUUCUCCCAAUUCAGAACUCGCGAGCGCUAGACUAAACGACAACGGCAACAACGUGGAACGUAUGGAUAUUAAUAUAUUCAUAAAAAUAUUAAUUGGUUGUUAAUAAAAGUUGAAACUUGUAUAAGUGCCUUUAGUAAGCUCGAAUACUUUUUGCACGGUUCCUGUACAUUUAACUCAAACGAAAUAUUCAGAUUUAACCCUAGAAAGAUACACGUAUUUUAUUGAAAUAUAUAUUUGAUUACAGUAGAUUGUAUUUUUUGAAUAAGUAUCCUACAGGUAAAGGAUAGGGUUCAUUUUAGUUUUUUUUAGUUUCGAACAUCUGCUCCAGUUAUAUUUUGUUAUUCUUGAUUAGAAUACCGGGUUAUUUGGUAGUGGGUUAUUAUUUGUUGGUAUAAUAAUUGGAGUUCUUGUUAUAAUAACAUCUUGUUUGUAUUUUACUUUCGCUGGACACGUAUUGCCUCAGUGUUAACUGAGGUUCAACCAUUAACUUGAAGCCUAGUCGGUUGAGCGAUAUGCUCACCAACCAAAAUGGCAGCAUCAACGGUCAUCUCUAGACCAGUAAUAUUGUGUUUUGACGCCCACACUGGGACGACCACUCCACGAUUAACUACAAAGUCGAAGUCGUAGAAUAGUAACGACACAUCUGGCACAGAAACUUCAACGCUGUUACCACAAGCUUCACGGCACCAAGUCGUACGCGUUGCUCGAGGUUGAGCGGAUGGUGGGAUAUUAACACUAGAUUCACGGAACGAGUCAAUUUGACUCAAACUGAAUUUUAUAAACAUUAUUUGGUAAAUGUUUGGAUCGAUUUUUCUUAACGCAGUUAUGCAAAUAUGUAUCCUAAUUGUCUACUCUUAAACCUCUAAUUUCUGAGAUCUAAAUGAACAGAUAACAAUUUUCCGAAGAACAAUAGAACAAACUGUACAGUAAAUGUCAGUAAAUCUAGUGUUAAACGUUGCGUUUACACACAUGGGAGACAAGGGUGGAUUUUGAAGCCAUUCCGUUCUAAAUAAAAUUGGAAAGGAAGCUUCGCGGCACUCGACUAGCUACACGGGUCAAAAGGUUACUGUAUGAACAUCCUGUGACAGAUUAUCAACGCCGUAAUCCUGAGGCCAGAUGAUGUCGGCAUUCAUUAAAACCCAACCCUGUUGGGCGACCCACUGAGCACCAGGAAUUAGACUUAAAUUAUGAAAUCCGGAUCCGAAAGACGCUGUAGCGUACGACCUUUUUUAUCGGGAUAAAGAUAUAGAGUGGCUCUUUCCCCAUCGUCGGUUCGUUCCAAAACUGGAAAGGAAUGCCAAAUGUCAGUCCCUUGAACCUUCCCAACGCCGCACAUAAUGUUGUACGUUGACCUGACACUUGGGUCACAGUUGCCAAUACUUGGCGCAGCUCUUCUGAAAAGACGAAAGGAGUUGUGACGUCGAAAGACGACGUCUCUCCUUGUACGUAUAGCGCUUAAUACACCUUGUAAUACACAAGGCACAACACCACACGAUAGUAUUGGCAGAUAUUACAGAUCUCUUCAAUCUGUGCUCGAUUCCAGGUGGUACACAGGCGACUGUAUUCCGCCACCACGGCGAAACCAACUCCCCUGGUUGCAACGGGGAGGGAAACGGUCGAUCUCUGAACAUUAAUCGCAAGAAUGCUUAACACGUUCGCUACCAGCGUCACAUAUUUGUGACGGCCGUAAUCCUAUAUUUUACACAAUGAAAAUGAAAUUAAUUCUAUAGACAUUGUUGUUAUAAAUUAUAAACUACAACAUUAUAUUUAGGAACUCCAUAACUCGUUUCAGUUUCAUUUUUCUAAUAUUUUGUUUAGAAGAUUUAUUGGAUUGAAGAAAAUAUAAUUGUGUUAAUGACUUCUCAAGCUUGAGGGUAGAAUCAUCAUAUACACUCAAUAUCUUCAUAACGAUUUUUCACGCCUCGUUAGCCUGUUUCGCUGAUACACGCUCGCGGAAAGAGUCAGUUUUCCUAGCUCGCGACUGUUUCCCAGUCUUUUUAUUGGUCUUCGUCUUUGCUGCAGGAGCAACUUCCGAUGUGGUUGCCACCUAGAAUACUUUAUCUUGGCUAAAUGGUUAAAUGGCUUUGUUCCGUAUUAUUCGACUCGGUUCAAAGUGUUUUCAAAAUGUAUAUAUGAAGAAGUAUAUAUUAAUUUUACAGAAUCACUUUGUCUUCAAUAAAUUGUAUUUUAUUAUUUUAUGUAUCGUUUGUAAGAUAUACUUGUAGCAGUUCCCUCUUGUAGUUAAUCUCACAUUUUUUAAUGAAAUUUUUUUUCCAUUUUGUUUAUUUUAUACUUUUCAUAGUUUUAUCUUCUAUGUAAAUUUCUUCCGUCAAUAUAUUUUCUAUUUCAUUUAUUCUUCUUCUUCUUCUUCUUCUUUCCUUAUUUAACAUCGCAUCGACAUCUUGGUCAUUAGCGACGUCUAUGUGUUUUACUGGUUAGAUUACAUCCUCAUGUCCUUUUAUGUCUGUAACUUGUAUGAAUUUUAGUAAGUUGGAUUUGUUUUGUUCUGAUUUAUAUAUUUCAUUAAUUCUUUUGGGAAUUUGGUAUCGUUUCCGGAGCUCGUCUAAUUUGGUGCAUUUUAGGAUGAUGUGUCGGACAGUCAGUGGUACAUUGCAGAAUUCACAACGUGGGGGGAUUUCGUUUUGUAGGAGGUGCUUGUGUGUUCAAUUAUCAGUCUAAGCAAUUUAACUUGAUAUCUUCUAUUGCUUGGUAAUUCAGGAAGAAGACUGGAGUGUUGUAGUUAUUUCGUGUGGUUUUGUAAAGUUUAUAGAUGUCCAUUUGUGUUCCUACCUUUGAAAUAUUUGGUGUUUGAUGUAUUUUUUAAUAUUCUCUGAUGGUUCGUUCUCGUUGUUAAACGACAGCAGAGUUGCUUGUUCGAAAGUCAUGGGAGGAGAUCCAUGCGAUAGUGAUUGAAGAUCCUUUGUUGAUCAUAUCUGUGAAUCUUUUUGUUUGCUUGCAAUUAUUUCAUUUUCAUUCUGUGGGUUUUGUGUUGCAGUAAUAACACUCAGGGAGUCACUGAAGAUGGUGCAUUUCUUGAUCUGUAAGCAUGGGUCUUAUAGUUACACAUUUAUUAUUACGAUUGAUUUCUGUAGAGUGGUUACUUUCACGGCUGUUUCCUUUUUAUCGAGAUACACACAUAUACGAUUGUUGGAAAUCUUCGAGAUGUAUCAUAUAGCUUCGAGGCCCAUUAUUUUUCCUGUUGCGUGUGCGUACUCUUGUUAUUUUAUUUCGUCAAUCGCGUGUAUGAUAAUAGCUUGUUCUUUAGAGGGUAAACAGUCGACUUUUGCUGCGUGAGAAUAGGAUUUUAUGGAUGUGGAAUUGGUUUGAUUGAUUUCAGUUAAGUUAGACGCCAUGGGAUCUCUGUAUUCAGUGGUCGCGUGGUGUUUCCAUUUGGAAUGAUAUGACCUGCGUGUGAGUACGCGGUGUUUACACUGAUGUCACUAGCACUAUCUUAGCAUGUGUGAGUGGGAACACGCGAGAUCGACUAUAUAGGAUGUCCGUACGGUUCCUCGGUUUGCCCGGAAUUGUAUUUCAUUUAUUGAAUAUCUCUUACAAAAGAAAUACAAUUAAUUAAUUUCGGAAAUGUUCCAGUAUGGAUGAGCUGCUACCAAUAAGAAACAUGCAUUCAUUAUAGUUCUGAGGAUUUAAGUUAUCUAGUAUCGAAGGCAUAAGUGACAAUAAGUAUGUUUUUGUAAAUUUUCAAAAUGAGAAAAAUAAUAUAAUUUCUAUAUUUUCUAACUAGUGGGCAGAAGGAGCUCCUCUUCCUUUGAUUUUUCUAGGGUUAAUAAUAUUUUAUAUUGUAAACAUGCACAGAAUGUACACAGAUAUAAUUAAUAUUGUUAUUUUUGAGUCUUAAAUGAGACAUUUAUUAAACGUUAUUUUAAUUGUGAUUUAAUAUAAGUGAAAGGGUAUAAAUGUAACAAUCAGUUGAACAGUACACAAGGGUUGGCAAACCGAAAACCCUAAUAUAUUAAUAUCCAUGCAUAUUUGUUUUUAUCUUUCUUGCUUGUUAAUGCGCUCACGAGUUCUAAAUGCAGUAUAUAUUCCUGUAUGAACGGUCUACAAUUCUGUAUUACUUUAAAAUUCGCUUCCAACUCGACGACUAACUAUAAAUUUGUAUCUAUAACAACAGAACCUACACAAUGAACGGUCAAACCGUUGGCCUUUAUUGUGUAGUGGGCCUAUACGAUUCUUGAACGGAGAAUUAUAAAAUAAUUUAACCAGUUAACAUAGUUUGUAGUGUCACGGUAGAGGUGAGAUGUUUAUCCAAAUGUUUCUAACCCUUUACAGCUAAAUAUUUUUAUAUCAUAGACCGAAUCUGUUUCUAUAUCCGAACAGAUUUAAUAUAGUCCCGUGUUGUUAGAAUAAAAUUUAUUAUAUGCAUAGUUUAUCAGAGAAUUCUAAUUCCAUGUACAGCUAUAAAGGGUUAAACGCGUUUAUUUUUCAUUUCAAUGUACAGUAGUGGAGGGAAAAAAAAAUAACGGUAUUUUGUGACAAACGUUCAGUUCCAUUUCUUAGACCUGAUUGCGGCAUACGAAUACAGAGAGAGUAUGUAGUUGUUAAUGUAAGAAUACCGUGAACAAGAGAGAUGAACACUCGACGAAUUGAAACGAAUGUAUUCUACCGGAAGUUCACUGGAAACGACGACAGGAAAAGUUUCACCGAAACGACAAUGAGUGUUCAAGAUGCAUACAUAAAACAAAUAAAAACAGAAGUUUUCUACGAGCAUAGAGAUCUAUUAUAUCGAGAGAAAGAAAGAAAGAGAGUGAGUGUGCGUGUGUAUGUGUGCGAGAAAGAGAAAAAGUGAGAAUAUGCGUGUGUGAGAAAGGGAGAAAGCGAGAAUAUGCGUAAGUCAGAAAGAGAGAAAGUGAGAAUAUGCGUGUUGAGAAAGAGAGAGAACGUGAGAAUAUGUGUGUGUGAGAAAGAGAGAGAGAGAGAGAGAGAGAAAAAGAGAAAGAAAGAAGAAUGUGUUCGUGCGAAUAAUCACGAAUAUUCACGUUGUCAGAUGUAUCACAAGGAGAAUGCAUUUCGUUCAGAAUAGAAUUCUAGAGCAGUGCAGAAUCCCGCAAAGAAUUUUUAUUUAGUUUUAUAUUUAUUAUUUGAGUGUAAUUUUAUUAAAAAAAGAAAAGGGAUAAAAAAAACGAAUACAAAUAAUAAGAUAUAUGUAUGCGUUCUGCGGAAACGCGAUCACUGAGAACUUUGAUAACUUUCUCUUUGAUAGAAUUUCAGGAGGGUCGGAACUCACCUCCUGGAUACUAUAUAUAAUAGUGUAGGUUCAACCCCUUGCGCUUGGCUCGUAAUUGUAUGUAUGGCGACUGAACGUUAAGUAUCAUGAAUCAAAAAUGAUGUUCUAUUGCGUUGAAACCUGUUACGGAGUAUUUGUUCAGCAACGGUGAUACAAUAAUUUUCAUAAAAAAGUUCUUCAUAAGUUCCCCUGGACUAUAUCGAUUGAGAAAUUGAUAAUUUCACCACCGGAGUUUCUAAAACAUACUUGAAUACAUAACUAAAAACCGCAAUAAUUUAACCCUUAUGUCAAUAACCAGUAUUAAACUAACGACUUCCCUUUCAGAAUACUUCUACAGUCUGUUUCAACAUCUUCAUAGUGACAAGAAAUUCAAAUAAAAGUUAACUUUAAAUAUCAUUAACGUAUUAAAAGAUGCCUAGUAAUAUAAAUAAACAAGUAAACUAUUUCUAAUCAAUUUUUCUAUUCUGUCCAGUCGUCUAUAUGUUCCAUUAUGCGAAUAUCGAAUAUCUUUGUUAUUCUCAAACAAGUGCAUAAAUAAUUUUGGGAUCUAUAUGUAAAACUUUUAACUUAUAUUUGCAUGCAAUGAAUGCAAAUCUAAAGCAAUUUUAUGAUUACUCAACGAAGAACCUGGGUUGUUGACACAAGGAUUAGUUUAAAUAUUAAAUAUUAGAUAUUGAAUAUCGAAUAUUAAAUCUUGGUUAUUAAAUAUUAAAUAUCAGAUAUUAAAUGUUAAAUAUUAAAUGUUACAUUUUUAUUAACGGCAAUAUCGUAUGACACUGCAAGGAAAUUUUGCGCGAAAGAUCUUCCAAGGAAAAAGCAAGAAGUAAGCAUCAGGGGGUUGAUAAAGCGACGAUGCUCUGGACCAGCAUGCGUCCGGUGCAUCGAUGCGUCGAUUUUCGUCUGAAGACGCUCGAGCAAUCGGACGGUUAUUUCUAGAGUUCUCUAAAACGAAACACCAAUGAUUCUAUUGUCUACUACUUAUUAAAGUACAAAGCGAGACCACGCGUUAUAUUUUCCCCCGCAGUGUGCGCAAAGGCACUAAUGGGAGAAAUUUCUAAUUAUUAGCGAUUAG